This is a messenger RNA of Lepus europaeus (European hare), 3603 nucleotides long. RefSeq names its product enamelin (gene ENAM). The record is from RefSeq and is a predicted model, not a curated record. The transcript is spliced from 9 exons. The coding region runs from base 19 to 3603 and encodes 1194 amino acids. Lineage: Eukaryota; Metazoa; Chordata; Mammalia; Lagomorpha; Leporidae.
GAAAAUUUUGGUGAAAAAAUGUUGCUGCUUUGGUGCAGGAAUGGAGCCUCUUUUCCUGAGCUAGAUAACUUGGUACCAAGUGGAAAAAUGAAGAUUCUCCUGACCUUUCUAGGUCUGCUUGGUAAUGCCAUGGCUAUGCCCAUGCACAUGCCCCGAAUGCCUGGAUUUAGCAGUAAAAGUGAGGAGAUGAUGCGGUAUGGUCCAUUCCCCUUUAUGAACUACCCACACAUGUCACCAAUGGGCCCUUAUGGAAAUGGUUUCCAAUUCCCUCAGCAGUUCCCACCGUACCAGAUGCCUAUGUGGCCUCAACCACCACCUAACAUGUGGCUCCCACCAAAACCCGCAGGAUUCAGACGCCAGAGCAAUACUGACCAAGCCCAAGAGACCCAGAAACCCAACGAGCCUCAGACAAAAACACCACCAGAACAGCAGCCUGUAAACCAGCCACCUACCCCAACUCCAGCCAAAGAGGAAACCCAGCCAACUCAGACAUUCCCACCAUUCAACAAUGGACUAUUUCCCUAUCAACAACCACCAUGGCCAUUUCCACAGAGGAUGCCACCACCAGGUUAUGGACGUCUCAGCAAUGAAGAAGGUGGGAAUCCUUUCUUUGGAUUUUUUGGAUAUCAUGGCUUUGGGGGCCGCCCCCCUUAUUACUCAGAAGAGAUGUAUGAUGACAUUGAAAAACCCAAAGAAGAAGAUCCCCCUAAAGCAGAAAGUCCAGCCACAGAAACUUCAACAAAUGCAACAGUAAAUGAGACUAAUUCUACCCAACCAAACGCUGGAGGGAGUCAGGGCGGAAAUGACACCAGUCCAGUAGGAAACGGUGCCCCAGGGCAGAACACUGGGAGCAAUCCUACAGCUCAGAAUGGAGUCAACCCAUCCCCUGCAGUUAAUACUUCAGGCCAGGGAGCACCCAGAAGUCAAUUCCCAUGGAGACCAAGUCAGCCAAAUAUUUAUGAAAAUUAUCCAAAUCACAACACCCGAAAUUUUCCUUCAGAAAGACAAUGGCAUCACACUGGUACUGCUGUGGGGCACAGACCAAAUGGGCCUUUUUACCGAAAUCAACAGGUUCAAAGAGGUACUCAAUGGAAUUCUUUUGCUUGGGAAAGCAAACAAGCCACACAGCCAGGAAAUCCAACUUAUCGCAAAACUUUCCAUUCCACUACCAGAGGCUAUUAUACUAAUUAUGCAGGAAAUCCAGCAAACUUUAGAAGAAGGCCUCAGGGACCAAAUAAAAAUGUUAUGGGAACCAAUGUUGCCUCAUUGGGUCCCAAACAAGGUAGUGUCGGCCGCAAUGAAAAAAUCCAGACUCCAAAGGAGAAGUCAAUAGGUCAAAAAGAAAGGACUGUUGUUCCCACAAAGGAUACAACUGGCCCCUGGAAAAACUCUCAGUCUUAUGGAGUGAAUAAACCAAAUUAUAAACUGCCUUGGUCUGAGGGUAACAUUCAAGGCCCAAAUUUUAAUUCUAUGGGUCAACAAGAAAAUUCUUAUAACCCAAGAGGAGAUUCCAGAAGAAUCCCAAAUUCUGGUGUACAAAUCCAAAGCCAGAAUUUGCCCAAAGGGAUUGUUUUAGAGCCAAAAAGAACUCCAUAUCAGCCACAUACUAAUCAGCCAGAAUUAAAACACAGAAUUUAUCAGCCUGUAUACCCUAAAGAAAUCCCUACUUCUACAAGAGAACAUUUUCCUACUGGAAGAAAUACUUGGAAUCACCAAGAAAUCUCUCCACGCUUUAAGGAACAUCCUAGGUGGCAGGCAAAACGUUUACCUCCUUCUCCUCCUUCUUCUCAUGGCUCUAGAGGAAAUGUUUUCUUCCAGAAAUAUAGCCCCUAUGAUCCCAGGGAAAAUCCGCCUUACCAUAGGAGCAAUACGUGGGGUGAGAUAGUUGAUUCUCCUAGUACUAUGCGGCAACCAGAAAAUCCACGGUACCCCAUGAAUACUCCAGACCAGGAGGAGACUUAUAAUGAAGAGGACCCUAUAGAUCCAACUGGAGAUGAAAUUUUUCCAGGGCAAAGUACAUGGGGUGAGGAAGAGUUGAGCUUUAAAAGAGACCCAACAGUUAGGCAGUAUGGAGGUGGACAAUAUGCCUUAAAUCAGCCAAAGGAAAAUUUCCCCUAUCCAGCAGAUAAUCCAUCAAAACCUAGGGAGGAUUUUCCCUAUAACGAGUUUUACCCCUGGAACCCAGAUGAGAAUUUCCCAUCAUAUAAUACAGGUCCCACUGUAACCCCACCCAUGCAGAACAAGGGUUAUUAUACUACCAGUGCUGUUGGACAAGAAGAAAGCACUCUAUUUCCAUCAUGGAACUCCUGGGACUACAGUUUUCAAGCUCAAGAGCAGAAAGAAAAACAGCCAUAUUAUAACAGAAAUUACUGGGAUCAGGCAACAAAUUUACAGCAAACCCCAGCUAGUAUACCAGACCUGAAAGAGACUCAGCUCUAUUACACCAGUUCCCCAGCUGGGCUUCAGAAAAACCCAAAGUGGCAUGAAGAUGAGAAUUUGAAUUAUGGCAUGCAAAUCACUAGUUUAAAUUCACCAGACAGGGACUAUUUGGCUUAUUCAGAUUUAAUCACUCAAAAUUACCCAUCAAGUCAAAAAGAAAUACAUUUAUAUCACCAAAGUCAGCAGGGUCCCUGCUGUACUGGAGGCUCCACAGGGCCCAAGGACAACCCACUGUCUCUACAAGCCUACACAUCAUCCUAUGGUCUUGCGCCAGAGGAGAAACAAGACACCAAUCCUCUAGAUACAGAAAGUAGUCAUACCAAUAAUCCAAGCCCUAUUGUCUCCCCAACAAGCAUCCUGCCUGGCCAAAGAAACAGCUCAGAGAACAGACUUCCUGGAGAGAUCCAAAGCCCAAUUUCUUUCAGAGAUGAUGUGUCUACUCUAAGAAGGAAUAUACCAUGUUCUAUGAAGAAUCAACUGAGCCAAUUGGAAAUUAUGUCCAAUUCCCCUCAGUCAAAGAAUACACCUUGUCUCAAAAAUGAUCUUGGAGGAGAUGGGAACAACAUUGUGAAACAAAUGUUUGAAGGCAAUCAGCUCAAUGAGAGAACUGUUGCCCUUACACCUGAGCAGCUCAUUAUGGGUACACCUGAUGAAGGUCCCAGGCCAGAAGGUAUCCAAAGUGAAGUCCAAGGAAAUGAGAGUGAAAAGCAGCAACAAAGACCACCAAGAAUCCUGCAUGUACCAUGCUUUGGCUCCAAAUUAGCAGACCAUCACUCUGUCAGCACUGGAACUCCCUCUACCAGUGGAAGACAAGACCCAAUUGAUGGGGAUCUAAUUAUGCCUACUGGAAAUCCUAGUACAUCAGUUGGGUUAGCUACUGGAGAACAGUUUAAACAUAUAAAUGUAAAUUCAUUUAAUGCAAAUGAACACACUCCAUAUGAAUCCUUUCAAACAGGAACCAAUCCACAAGACCAGGUACAAGACUGCUUAUUACUUCAGCCUCAGACUUCUCUUCGUAACAGUGCCCAGUUGGCUGGGGGAAGUCUUGCACAGCCUCACUCUACGUUGGAAGCAAAGGAGGGCGAUGAAAUGCAGGCUCCACCAAACCUACACAAACUCAGCCUACUAACCACCAUAGUUGAGAGUUGUCCUCUGGCUUUUUGA